This is a messenger RNA of Osmerus eperlanus (European smelt), 3790 nucleotides long. It is a transcript of the gene ryk, whose product is annotated as receptor like tyrosine kinase. The record is from RefSeq and is a predicted model, not a curated record. Gene Ontology annotation, biological process: multicellular organism development; protein phosphorylation; axonogenesis. Bases 500 to 2395 code for a protein of 631 amino acids. The transcript has 16 exons. Lineage: Eukaryota; Metazoa; Chordata; Actinopteri; Osmeriformes; Osmeridae. Gene Ontology annotation, molecular function: ATP binding; protein kinase activity. Gene Ontology annotation, cellular component: plasma membrane; signaling receptor complex.
CUCGCGCUUCCACCUUCAAUCCUGUCGUCAGCGCGUAGCAAGCCCACGCGCUCCUACUCCCCCCUCCCCGCGCGGUGAAAGCUGAUAUCGCAGGGGGAAGGAGAGGACCGCGGUGGGAGAAAGCUGGAUCUUACUUUCGGGCUUAUCUGAACAAAUUUACAGUAUUUUUAAGUGUGCCAAAUAAACCGGACAUAAAUUAUAUCGCAGGCACGUGUUGCCCGAACGUUGAUUUCAUUCUCAAAUUCGCCAACGCAGAAUAAUUCAUUGACCGCGGACGAAUUGGCACAAUCUGUCCAAAGUUAGCUAGCCUGCAAGCUAGCCAGCUAGAAGGACAAAACCCAGGCGAAAGCGGAGGCGACGCGAAAAGUGAGGUUCAGCGUCAAGUAGGUAGUAAUGUUGCUGUUAGAAAUUAACUUUAGAUACGGAUGAGAAGGAUAUCGAGGAUUCGGACACCAGGAGGUACAACAACAGACGUGCUUAAAGCUAGACAACGACUGUAAUGUUGGGGCAGCGGCGACGGGUUCUCCAAAGUGGCAGCCCGUCGGUGUCCCGGGGCUGGCAACAUUCGGUGCUGUGGAGUCUCGGGGUCUUGGUGUUCCUCCUCUUCCUCGAGGGGACCGUCUGCCGCGCCAACCCCAGCAGUGCUCCGGGCGACAACAACAACCACCCCAGUGUCAACGUAUACAUGAGCGAAGAAGAGGUGAAAAAGCUUUUGGGUCUGGAUGCAGAGCUGUACUACGUCAGGGAUGACGUGGUUAAUAACUACGCUCUCUCCUUCGUGCUCCCUGUACCCAGCAACACCAACAGCCUGCACUUCACCUGGUCCUCCAGGAGCAAGGUGGAGUAUCGUCUGGGCUUCCUAGUGGAGAACCCUGCAGCCAUGAACCAUCCCCAGAGCAACAUCUCCAGUCAGGGAGAGGUGCCUCGUGUCACCUCAGUGUUCCGGGUGGACCUGUUCUGCUCAGGGAAGGUGGACGGGGAGGCAGUGGUGAGGGUGCAGCUGAAUCUGACGUCCCUGGAGGACCAGGUGACCCUGCUCUCCUUCAGGAGGAGGAAGAUGUGCUACAAGAGGAUCGAUCCUGAGUCUAAGAUUCCUGCUCUCUCCAACAACAAGACCCUCCAGAGACCAGAGAUAGACGGCGUGGCAGCCCCUACCACAUCCACCCGCGUGUUCUACAUCAGCGUGGGCGUCUGCUGCGCUGUCAUCUUCCUGGUGGCCAUCGUCCUCGCCAUGCUGCACCUGCACAGCAUGAAGAGAGGGGAGCUGGAUGACAGUGUGAGUGACAGUGGCAGCUCCCAGGGUCUGUCCCAGCCCUCCACCCAGACCACCCAGUACCUGAGGGCCGACACCCCCAACAACAUCACGCCCGUCACCAACCACCACCCUGGUUCUGCUCCCAUGCUCCAGCUUGCAGCCGCAUCCUCCUCCUUCCCCAGCUCCGGGGAUCACGAACCCAGAAGCUACCCGUCUCUCCGCAUCGAGAAGAACGACCUGAGGAGUGUGACCUUGAUGGAAGCUAAGGCCAAGGUCAAAGACAUCGCCAUUUCCAGGGAGAGGGUCACACUACGGGAUGUCCUGCAUGAAGGGACGUUUGGGCGGAUCUUCCACGGAGUGCUCCUGGACGAGAGAGACCCCUGCAAGGAGAAGCCGGUCUUUGUGAAGACGGUGAAAGAUCACGCCUCAGAGGUGCAGCUCACCAUGAUGUUGACAGAGAGCUGCAAGCUGCGUGGCCUGCACCACAGGAACUUGCUGCCCAUCUGUCAGGUGUGCACUGAGGAGGGUGAGGCGCCCCUGGUGCUGCUACCCUUCAUGAACUGGGGCAACCUCAAGCUGUUCCUGCGCCAGUGCAAGCUGGCCGAGGCCAACAACCCCCAGGCUAUCUCCCAGCAGGACCUGGUCCACAUGGCCAUCCAGAUCUCCUGUGGGAUGAGCUACCUCGCCCGUAGAGAAGUCAUCCACAAGGACCUGGCUGCACGGAACUGUGUCAUCGACGACAGCAUGCAGGUGAAGAUCACAGACAACGCCCUGGCACGGGACCUGUUCCCCUCAGACUACCACUGCCUGGGGGACAACGAGAACCGGCCGGUCCGCUGGAUGGCCCUGGAGAGUCUGCUUAACAACGACUUCUCCAGCGCCAGUGACGUGUGGGCGUUUGGCGUGAGCCUGUGGGAGCUGAUGACCCUGGGUCAGACCCCCUACGUGGACAUCGACCCCUUCGAGAUGGCGGCCUACCUGAAAGAUGGCUACCGAAUAGCCCAGCCAAUCAACUGUCCCGAUGAGCUGUUUGCAGUGAUGGCUUGCUGCUGGGCCCUGGAUCCUGAGGAGAGGCCCAAGUUCCAGCAGCUGGUUCAGUGUCUCACAGAGUUCCACGCUGCCCUGGGCGCUUACGUCUGACCCCUGGGGCCUACAGGUGACGCCUGGGGCCUACAGCUGACCCCACCCUGGGCCUUCCUAGUCUUUGACUCUUUAUAAAAAAAAAAUUAAACCUGCAAGACCAGACGUUUGUGACCAGCACUAAUCAUGAAAAACCCAAUCACAGAAACUGUGUCUUAUCAAACGAAAGACGAGACUUUCCUUCUCAGCGUUUCUGUUUUGUAUAAACUGUUGAUCUUUUAACAAGUAGAGGAAAGAGGAGGAAGCACAUUUUCAUGGCACCGCUUGAAGUUAGUCACCCUUUAUGAUGCCUCACAAAGGAGGGAAGGAAAGAUUCUGUGGAGAUCAUUGGGCUUUACCAGCAACCAUGAAAUACUACAUCUUCACCUUGGAGAGUGUCCAUCCUGCUCCUCAACCCCUCACAUGAAGACACGAUCUACAAGACCGUUACUUCAGAACUAAGCUUUUUACAAAUCUGUCUUUAAUGACACACCAUGCUAAUGUUUUCUACCAUUUAGUUUUGUAUGUUAGAGAGGUGUACAUUUCUCUGUUGUGAAUGUGAUGUCAGGGAGAGAGGAACUCCUGGGCCCAGUGAUGCUUGAUGCAGGGUACCAAAGUAAACCACACAGGUACGAGUGUGUGAAGACAGAACACAGCACCAGCCUGAGACGGUCCCACAGGACUGGGACCACAGAUCUUCUCCUGGAACUUCAGCCUUCAUGCAGUUUCCCUGGAGAGGGAAUUCUCCGGGAAGAGAUGACAUGCUGGGGGAAAUGGUUUCUGAGGUCUGGAGACGUGUUCCUUCUGGCCACUCACGACUACUGGAUCUGAGCCUCUGCUCCUAGUUCCUCUUUCCUGAGGAAGCGGCAUCGGAGGCCUCGCUGGUAACAUGGCUGCCUGAGGCCUGGGCCAGAAUCAGUCUGCCUAAACGGUGUUGUCGUCACUAUCCCAUAAUGUUAAAUUUAGACUGUUCUGUGUCAGAACACAACCUAGCAAUAACAGGUUUUUGGAUCAUUCAAGUUUAUGGAUAAUAGCACUCUAAUAAUCACUGUUUGAAAUAUCGAAGCGACUUGCCUGAUUGAUGGCCCGGUUUGAUUUCUGACGCCUUUUAGCAUCUUGGUGGCGUUCCAGAUCACUACGUGAUGGAUGAAAGGAUAUUGUGUAUUCCGCUUCCUGAAUUCAAACCCUCAAAUUAAACGGGGCCCUUGAGAUAUAAAACAUGUUUUCUCUUUUCAUUCCUGCUGUGUGCCUUUUGUUUUUAUAAUUUAAGGGCUUAAUAUUUGACAUGAGGAGGGAAGUGUGCGGUGCUUGAUAAGGUACAGUCGAUAUGAGCUUCCUGAAGUUUUUUUUAUUUAUGUUAUUUGUACAGAAACACUCAUAUGAUUGAAUAAUAAAGACACAACAGUUUGGACAUUU